This is a messenger RNA of Lactuca saligna, 2382 nucleotides long. The record is from the annotation of a GenBank genome assembly. NCBI's taxonomy places the organism in Eukaryota, Viridiplantae, Streptophyta, Magnoliopsida, Asterales, Asteraceae.
AUGACGAAAAGAGUCUUUCUCCUCCUCUUCUGUUGCUUAAUGAGAUCUUCCGUAUCAAAGAACAAAAUUCAGGAUCAUCUUUAUAGAGGUUCGUUUCUCUCCGUAGAUGAUGAUUCACACUUCAUAACCUCCCCUGACAACACUUUUACCUGCGGCUUCUAUGGCUUUCAAACCAAUGCUUACUGGUUUGCAAUCUGGUAUACAAACUCCAAAGAACGUACUGUGGUUUGGACUGCAAACAGCAACAAACCUGUCAAUGGCCAUGGCUCAAAGUUGACACUUGAAACAAAUGGUGCCAUGGUUUUGACGGAUGUAGAUGGCGCGUUUGUGUGGGAGACCAACCCAACGUCCAUGGAUGUAGAUAGAGCAGUGCUUCUUAAUACAGGUAAUCUAGUACUCAUGAACAACAAAGAUCAGAUUCUUUGGCAAAGCUUUGACUAUCCAACUGAUACUCUUUUGCCUUCUCAAUUAUUAACAAGGAGCAAAAGCUUGAUAUCUGCUUUCGGAAAAGAAAGUUUUCAACCUGGGUAUUUUAGUUUGAGCUAUGGUAGUAAUAACGUUUUAACAAUGUUUUACGAUGGCCCAGAAAUAUCAAGUGUCUACUGGCCUAGUCCUGAUCCAAGUUUUAAUGUUUGGGCCUAUGGAAGAACCCCUUUUAACAAUACCAGAUACGCAUUCUUUAACGAUCUCGGUGUGUUUAACUCAAGCGAUGGGUUGCAAUUUAAUUCUUCAGAUAUGGGUUUUGGGAUCAGAAGGAGGCUCACCAUCGACUAUGAUGGUAAUCUCAGAUUUUAUAGCUUGAAUGAGUCGACAGGAUUAUGGUCGAUCUCGUGGCAAGCUAUAUCACAACCAUGUAAUAUUCAUGGAAUCUGUGGGAGAAACGGGGUGUGUGUUUAUGGAGACAAACCUGAAUGUUCAUGUCCACCUCACUAUGAAUGGAGUGACCCUAAUUAUUUAGGUCAAGGUUGUAAGCCUACUUUCAACGAUACAUGUGGAAAGUCAGCAACGUUUGGAUUUGUGCCGAUGCAGCAUACCGAUUACUAUGGCUUUGAUCUAAAUUUCUCAUCGGGCAUUUCGUUUGAAUCGUGUAGAGACAUCUGCUUGGGUGAUUGUCGUUGUGAAGCAUUUGGUUAUAGGCUAACAGGUGAAGGUACAUGCUAUGUAAAAAGCGACCUUUUUAAUGGAUACCAGUAUCCUAAUUUCCCAGCAACCAUGUACUUCAAAGUACCAAUAGGCAUGGAAGCUCCGGAAUCUGCCUCAAUCCUUAAUGGUUCAAAGGCGAUAUGUACAGAUGUCCCAGUCAUGGUGGGUUCUCCAUCUAUGUAUAAAUCACCUGCUGGAAAGGUGAAAUGGGUUUAUCUUUACUCGUUUGCUAUAGCUAUUGGUUUGGUUGAAGCUUUGGUCAUCUUAUUGGGCUGGUGGAUAUUUUAUGGAAACAACGCAUUGGUAAACAGCCUAGAAGAAGGGUAUCGUAUGAUAUCUAGUCAAUUUAGAGGGUUUAGUUAUAAAGAGCUGUUGAAGGCGACACAUAACUUUAAGGAGGAGAUAGGCCGAGGAGGAUCAGGAGUUGUGUAUAAAGGGAUUCUGGAAGAUGAAAGGGUGGUGGCUGUGAAAAGAUUGGGAGAUGUGAGCGAAGAAGGUGGAGAGUUUUGGGCAGAAGUGAGCACAAUCGGUAAAAUCAAUCACAUGAAUCUAGUGAGAAUGUGGGGAUUCUGCUCUCAGAGAAAACACAAACUUCUAGUAUAUGAGUUUGUAGAAAAUCAAUCUCUUGACAAAAGAUUGUUCUCCUCGAGUUUUCUUCAAUGGAAAGAAAGGUUCAAAGUUGCCAUAGGCGUAGCAAAAGGUUUGGCUUAUUUACACCAUGAGUGCCUAGAAUGGGUGAUUCAUUGUGAUGUUAAGCCAGAAAACAUUCUUUUAGAUGAGUCGUUCGAACCAAAGAUUGCAGAUUUUGGUUUGGCAAAGUUGACUCAAAGAGGUGGUCAAAACUCGGAGUUUACUAGGAUCAGAGGAACAAAAGGAUAUAUGGCUCCAGAAUGGGCUAGCAACCUUCCUAUUACAGCAAAAGUUGAUGUGUACAGCUAUGGGGUUGUGGUUUUAGAAAUGGCAAGGGGAAUUCGACUUUCUAAUAUUGUUGUUCAGGAAGGGGAAGAGGAAGAAACCGAGCUUAUGAGGUUUGUAAGGGUAGCGAAAACGAAGCUUCAAGGGGAAGAAAUGGAGUCAUGGAUUGAAGAGAUAAUUGAUUCGAGGUUGGGAGGAUUGUUCAGUAUGAAGCAAGCUUCAAAACUUGUUGAGAUUGGUGUAAGUUGUGUGGAGGAAGACAGGAAUAAAAGGCCUACAAUGGAUUCAGUAGUCCAAGUUCUAAUUGAUUGCGAGCCUGAGUAG